CAGAGGUCAGACAAACUCUGGGGCUAAACAGGGCAGCCUUACAUUUUUCACAUUCACACGCCAGAGACACGCGGAGCCAUGGGAGAUGGUAAUCGGCCGAGUCCACAGCUUCCUUCGCUGCUUGGAAACCCCAGGAAGGAAAAUUAAACUUUACGAGAAAACGAAUGGACGAUUCCCCCACAGAUGAUAACAAAAAGUAAUCCAGAUGGGGUGCAGGUGCUGUAAAAUGAUACAAAGUUAUUUCUUUGAUCCAGUUCACGCGCCACCUGCUGGUUAUAUCAAUGAAGUUAAUAAUUACAAGCUAGAGGAAGAAGAUGGCAUCAAAGUGAAGGGCAAAGAGAACAAUGAAAUCUUGGUACAGAAAAAUGACCUUCAGAAUGAGGAGCUAAAGAGGACUGAGACCAAAAACAGGCUAAACAGCACCCAGGAACCUUUCUGGCAUCAUCGAGGACCUCCCCCUCCGGAGGAUGACAGCGGUAACUCUGUGGCAAAGAGCGAUGCUCCCCUCAAUGGAAUUAGUUCUAGUCCCGCUGUAUCCCCCAGCGUCCAUGCCAGUCUUAGCUACAGAAAAGAAAUCACUCCAGAGGAGAGCGGCAGUGGCUCUUGGGCCAGUGCUUCCAGUGAGGGGGAUCCUGUUGAACACUUUGUUAAAGAAAGUGACCCAGGGAGAAAAGAUCCUAAGCCUCGAGCUCCAGAGGAAACUCGAGUCACUUCAAAUGGAAACUCCCAAGCUUCAGGAGAAAACGCUUCCUCCCCAGGAAGUCACCACACAUUGGAAGUCCAAGAUCACCUCAUACCACUACCAGUCCCUGACUAUCCUCAAGUCGAGGUGCAAGCGAUAAAUCAGAUUGUUGAUGAAAAUGAUUGUUUUCUGAGUAAUCACAUCAUGGUAGAGCAGAUGGACAGAGUGGAUUAUGCCAGUGGGGAUCACCUCUCGAACCUGUGUUUUUCUAAAAGGAGAAGCUGGGAUUCAUUCCAUGAAGCAAUUAAAACUGAGGCCUUAACGAUGAACUUUAAUGAGGAUGUGUCUGAACGAGACACUGACUGGGGUCCUGAGCAGGAGGAUGCUGCAGUGGCAGAAGCCCUGGCAGCCCUAGAAGCUGCCACUGCAGGAGAAGAUGGAGAAGAGGGGGACUAAAAGGAAAGGGUUACCUCAGAGAUUCUUUUCUCCUUGUUCCCUAUAGGGCCAAAUCCUUCAGGUAAGUAAGCUACUGCCUGGAUGUAAGCUAAACAUUUGGGAAGUGCAUUAGUUCCUUUGGACAAAGAGUCUAUCAUUUCAGGUCAUUAAAAUUAUAAUAAUCAAACUGGGCCAGCUUGAAGCUGAUGGUGAUAUCAAGUACAGAAGGAGAGUCAACAAACUUAUCUCAGCACUUAGCCCAGUGCCUGGCACAUAGUGGUGCUUAAUAAAUACUAGUUGACUGACUGACUGACUGACUGACUGACUGAUUCCCAACUCCCAUCUUAGGCUUAUUUUCAGUAAAGUGAAAAGGAUCUGUGGCAAAGAUGCUCUUUAAAAAAAAAAAUGAAAUCUCAGCCCCUUCUCUCACUCCCAUAAAAAGCACAACAAAGUCUCAGCAAUUAUCAAAUAAUCAAGGCUGGGUCAGCCUCUCCUAAUUUAUAUCCUCAAAAUCUAAAGGAGCUAAUGCAUCCCUUAGGAGUAUCUAAUGUAUAUCCAGAGCAUGGCUUACUACCAGAUAGGAAUUGGGUCCAUAAGUAAUCCUUUAUGAUGUGUUGAACUAGUUCAAUUGAAUAGAUUUGGAGGUAAAGCAGAAUGAAUCUGUGAAUAAAUGAUUAGCCCUCGGUUGGGUGAUUUCAGACCCCUUGACCUUAACGUUUUUCAUAUUAUUAUAACCAUCUCGUCUAAAUAUGGGGGGUGGGGGCUCAUUCAAAAUAGUAGCACUGGAGAUGCUGUUACCCAUCUGAUUUUGUUUCAGCUUGUACUGUUGGCCAUAAAGAACAGAACUAGGAGUGAUAGUGGAGUCACAAAGUAGUCAAAGGCUUGAUGUAAACCUCCUAAGAGAUCUAUAUUUAAAAUUGGAACGGUCUGCUUUGGGAGGAAAUGGGUUCCCAUCACAGAAGGUCUCAGAACAAAACCUGGACAACUAACCACUUUGGGGUCUAUUGUAGAGAGGACUGUUAUUAGGAUGUCCCUUUUAAGUGUGAGAUUUUAUGCCUUUGAAUUUGUUUGUGUGUGUGUGUGUGUGUGUGAGAGAGAGAGAGAGAGAGACAGAGAGAGAGAGAGAGAGACAGAGAGACAGAGAGACAGAGAGAGACAGAGACAGAAAGACAGAGAGAGACAGAGAGAGAGAGAGAGAGAGAGAGAGAGAGAGAGAGAGAGAGAGAGAGAGAGAGAGAGAGAGAGAGGAGAGAGGGGGGGAGAAAAGGAGAGGGAUGAGAGAGAGAGAGAGAGAAAGAGAGAGAGAGAGAGAGAGAGAGAGAAGGAGAGAGACAGAGAACCCAUUGUAUCUUGGGCUCUCUUACUUAAAUAGGGGCAAGGGCAAUUUUCCCCCAGCUAGCUAAAUAGCAAAGCUCUUUGAUAUUAUUGGGAAGUAUUGAGAAAUAUGUGUAUCAAAUUAUUAAACAGUUUCUCUAGUGUUUAAAACACCAAAUAGCAGGCCAACUGAUUGAAUCUGCUAAACUCAGUCCUGGGAAGGAAACCAAAACCAUGAGUUCUCUUCCUCUCUUUGACACAGAUACAUUGUGUGGCCCCAUCCUUCUACUCUUUAGUACCUAAAAACUGCAUUUGCUUGAGCAUCCUGCUUUAUGAGCAUCCAAUAACCUUGAUAUACCUCACCAUUUUGUGGCAAAGCAUUUAUAAUCAUAGACACAUUUUGGAAAAUGCCAGGGUUCAAUAAAAAUUUCAAAGCUUAAAAUUAACCAUGUUACAACCACUAGAAGUCCUACUGUUGAGAAGGUCGUGUUCACAUGUGCAUUCACUCUCAUGUAGACAAGGAAGUGUUUCAGGACAAGCUGUUAACUUCCAGGCAGCAUAUCCCUUGAAAUGUUUAAUGCAUAUAUUUUAUGAUUAAAUUGUCUUGUGUUAUAAUGCUUAGAAUAGCUCUAUGUGUAAAAAGUACAUUGAACCCUACUUUGGGGGAUUCAGCAGACUUUUACUAAGUAACUAUUAGGUGCAAAGCAGGGUGCUGGGUGCUGGAUAUAUAAAUGAAAAAUGACACAGCCCUUGCCCUCAAGAAGCUUAUACUCUUCUAAAUGGAUGGGUAAAUAAGGAAAAUCGCAUCCUUUAGUUCUGUUUGAGGGACACCUAAAACCCUAAUUAUUUACCUUCUGAGUACCCAUUACUAAAUUUACCCAGUGCCCAAAGUUAUUCCUAGAGAAAUUCCUCCCUUCUUGGUUAUUGGUAUUCUGGAGAGAGGAGUAUGAGCUGAUAUUCCAUUUACAUUCAGAAUGUCAAUUUUCCAGUUUGGGCUUAAUUGAAAGAAGGUCGGGACAGCUAUUGCAGACCCAGCUCUGUUAACGUUCCCUCAAGGCUGGCAGUCCCUUCAGGAACCAAUAAUCCUCCCUGCUCCCAGCCUAGGGGAGGUAAAAGUGAGAUCCAGAGAAGGGAGAGAAAUGAGAAAUUCAUGCUGACUAACUCUCCCCAGCCCAGAUGGUGGCCAGUGGCCAGGCUCCAUUAAUGUAAUCCUUUGUCUAUAGUGCCUUUGAGAAGUCUCCUCUGUACUGAUAGUAGGAUUGCUAUUUCUAAGCCAAGUAGGGGGAUGGGGAGAACCAAAAAAAAAAGUCUUCUUAAUUUAUCUCCUCAAAAUGGGAUGGGGGGAAAGAGUACCAGGGAAACUGCAAUAAUGGGGUGGCUGGCUCUUACUUGUCCCCAGAAUGCUGCACAGGAAGAGAAAUGAAUUCUGAAUUUAACACAAGGGUAGCUUGGAAAUGUUUGAGAGAUAUUUAUAUUAAUUGCUACUUUAAGAUAAGAACUCAAAACGGGAAUUUGGGGAUAUUCUUCCUUCUAUCAGCCCUUGCCCUUAUAUCUGUUUCGUAGGACCCAAGAUGGCCGGGAGGUUGGUGCCCUUAAGGUGGAAAAGAAAUUCUAAUUUUGUACUUUAUCAUCCAGGGUUUUGCAGCAACUUCGUAUAUGCGCCACUAGAUCAAUUGAUAUUUGAGCGUACACACCUUUUCAAAUGUUUUCCGGUCCUUUGGAGUCAUUGUUACCUUGAGUAAAGAUAUUGGCAGGAUGUUAUUAGAAGUAGCAUUUCCUAGAGAAGUUACUCAGUACAUGGCCAAGUAAAAUAAUUAUUUUCCCACUUCAUUUUUGGCAUAAGAUUAUCUGUGCUUUGUAAUAAGCAAAUUGGACCAGAGAUUUGCAUUUUUCUUUUUUAAAAAAGAAUGAAUUCAUCAGGUGAACAAAAAAACACGUUUAUGUUUCACUUAGACAAAGUGUUUAUUGCUUCUAAUACAGACUAGCAGAAACACCCAGGAAAUUGAGCAAGCCAUGAUGGGUAAAACAAGUGCUCUGGAAUAGUGAUGAUCUGAGUUCUCUUGCUUUUAAUUGUAGCAUAGAACAUUGUUGAUGACCACUAAGUGUUUGGGACUUUUUUUUUUGCCCUUCCCUGCCCAAUUGUCACCACCACCACCACCCCCAAAAAUGGAGAAAGUCAUAUAAUUACAUUUUCAAGUCAUUAACAGAGCAAUGGAGCAUGGGAAAAAAACUAAUUCUCCAAAGUGAUUCCUUGAGGUUCCUUUCUUUUCCUCACUAGUUAUUCCUUCAUCAGGUAAUAGAUGUAAGGGUGAAACAAGAAUUCCCAACCCACCCUAAUCCAUAUUUCUAUAUUCCAGGCACAUGGGGACAAGGGGGUCCUGUUCUUAAAUCCUUCCUCAUACACUAACUCAUAUGGACUCCCAGCAAAUUACUUAACCCCUCUGGGCCUCAGUUUUCUCAUCUUUAAAAUGAAAGGGUUAAACUUGAUGAUGCCUCGGGUCUCUUUUAUUCUGUAUCUGUGAGCCUAUGAUUUGAUUUCACCUAUCUUUUGCAAGGGCAGCUAGGUAGUACAGUGGAUAGAGUACCAGGCUUAGAGUCAGGAAGGAGUCAAACCCUGCUUCAGACACUUGUCUGUGUGACCUUGGGCAAGUCACUUAACCCUAUUUGCCUCUGUUCCUGAUCUGUAAAAUGAGCUGGAGAAGGAAAUGGCAAACCACUGUAGUAUCCUUGCCAAGAAAAUCCCAAAUGGGGUUCUGAAGGGUUAGAAACAACUAAAAUAACUAGAAAACAUCUCUUGCAUAGACUGGACACUUCUAGCUGCUUCUCCACUUUUCUCAAUUAAAAAAUGAUUCCUAUUUGUACAAUAAAGUUGAUAACAAAAAUGUGGAAACUUCUUUUUAACUUUUUUCAACUACCAUGAAACCUCAUUAAUUUGAACUCCAGAUAUUUGACAUUGAUAACUGGAAUAGAGUUUACCUUUAUUUGUGAAAUCCUUACUUUGUAAAUAAUGAGAUUUACUUAUGCAAUCAAGACUGCAAGCAACAUACUUUUAAAUUAGAUUAAUUAAUUAGCUGUUUGACUAGGGGGAAGUCAACCCACCUCACUCAGUUUCCUUAUCUGUCCAAUGAAGGAGUUAAUAAAAUAAUGAUGUUGAUCUCCGGCAAGUUGUUAUCUUCUAGUCCUGAAAUUCUAUGAUUCUACUUCAGAACAAAUUUUUAAACAUUUCACGUUAUGAAAUCUACACACAGAAGUAAAUAUUACAAUUUAUUCUUAUCUAUUCAUUAAAACAGAUCCCCUUAAGGUUUGUAGUAAGCAAUAUCGAUUACAUAGUUCAAGCUUCUAUAAGUAUUGAAGAAUAAUUGAGUGGCCUUGCUUUAAAAACACAUCAUAAAUCAUACUUUUGACAAACAAACUGGUCUUCUUUCCACCUAGUCUGAAUAGAGAGAUGUAUUGUGCCCUCUAGAACCAAUGCGAAAAAAGAAAAGAGCCAGAAGAGAACUGAGGAAGCUAUGGCGAUUGCGGUACUCAAAUUAGACUAUCUAGAAAUUAAUGGCAACUUGCAUUACAAGACCAAAAACACUGAAUGGGGCCACCUGGUUAUAUGGGAAACCAGUGUUUUGAAGCCCAUGUAGGAAGCUCUGCCACAUGAGCUCCUUGAUUACAAGAAUACUUCAUUUUUUGGCUUUGUAUCUCAAGUCCCUUUUUCAUCUUUGUAUCUCUACUGCCUUAUUAGUAGUUGGCACAUAAUAAAUGUUUGUUGACUCGA
This is a messenger RNA of Monodelphis domestica (gray short-tailed opossum), 6197 nucleotides long. RefSeq names its product PDCD10 and GCKIII kinases associated 1 (gene PGCKA1). Lineage: Eukaryota; Metazoa; Chordata; Mammalia; Didelphimorphia; Didelphidae. The record is from RefSeq and is a predicted model, not a curated record.